AUGAGGGUGGUGCCCACUCCUGGUACAGGGCCCAGCCAGGAGCAGUACUGCAUAGGACCCUCAGCAGCAAGACCAGAGUUUCCGGGCAUCUCCCCCGAUUCCGUCCCCAUGGAUCGGAUGGGAAAGAGCAGAGCCGGAGGAGGGACAGGGAAGGACAGCGGGGAGGACUGCAACUCCCAGCGCGCCCCGGGGCGGCGGAGUACAACUCCCAGCGCGCCCCGGCGCGGCCGCGGCGGGGAGGACUACAACCCCCAGCGCGCCCCGGCGCGGCGACGGGGAGGACCACAACUCCCAGCGUGCCCCGGCUUGGCGGCGGACUACAACUCCCAGCGCGCCCUGGGGUGGCUGUGGCGGAGGGGGGGGACGGGACUACAACUCCCAACGUUGCCCCGGCGCGGAGGCGGCGGCGGCGGUGGGGAGGACUACGACUCAGUACAGUACACCGGGAGGACUACAACUCCCAGCGCGCCCCGGGGCGGCGCGGCGGACUACAACUCCCAGCGCGCCCCGGCGCGACGGCGGCGGGGAGGACCACAACUCCCAGAGUGCCCCGGGGCGGCGGGGAGGACUACAACUCCCAGCGCGCCCCGGGUCGGCGCGGCGGACCACAACUCCCAGCGUGCCCCGGCGCGCCCCGACGCGGCGGACUACAACUCCCAGCGUGCCCCGGGGCGGCGGCGGGGAGGACCACAACUCCCAGCGUGCCCCGGGGCGAAGGGGGAGGACUACAACUCCCAGAGUGCCCCGGGGCGGCGCGGCGGACUACAACUCCCAGCGUGCCCCGGCUCGGCGGCGGCGGCGCAUGCGCAGCGUCCCCGGGGCGCCCACGCGGCGCAGCGCAGCGCUGCGGGGGCGGCCAUGGCGGAGCCGGCCCAGGCCCAGGCCCAGGCGGCGACGGCGGUGGCGGCGGCUCAGCCCCGGGUCCUGCAGGGUUCGGCCCCGGUUCCGAGCCCGAGCCCCGGUCCGGCGGGGUCCGGGGGCGGCGGCGGCGGCGGGGGGGGGGACCCGUCCCGCCCCGGUGUGAGCCAGCAGCAGCGCGCCAGCCAGCGCAAGGCGCAGGUGCGGGGCCUGCCGCGCGCCAAGAAGCUGGAGAAGCUGGGGGUCUUCUCCGCCUGUAAGGCCAACGACUCCUGCAAGUGCAAUGGCUGGAAGAACCCGAAUCCCCCCACGGCCCCCCGCAUGGACCUACAGCAGCCGGCUGCCAACCUGAGCGAGGCCUGUCGCAGCUGCGGGCACGCGCUGGCUGACCACGUGUCCCACUUGGAGAACGUCUCCGAGGACGAGAUCAGCCGGCUGCUGGGCAUGGUGGUCGACGUGGAGAACCUGUUUAUGUCCGUGCACAAGGAAGAGGACACUGACACCAAGCAGGUGUACUUCUACCUGUUCAAGCUCCUGCGCAAGUGCAUCCUGCAGAUGACCAGGCCCGUGGUGGAGGGCUCCUUGGGAAGCCCCCCCUUCGAGAAGCCCAACAUUGAGCAGGGCGUCCUGAAUUUCGUCCAGUACAAGUUCAGCCACCUGGCCCCCAAGGAGCGGCAGACCAUGUACGAGCUGUCCAAGAUGUUCCUGCUGUGCCUCAACUACUGGAAACUGGAGACGCCCGCUCAGUUCCGCCAGCGCUCGCAGGCCGAGGACGUGGCCACCUACAAGGUCAACUACACCAGGUGGCUGUGCUACUGCCACGUCCCGCAGAGCUGCGACAGCCUUCCCCGCUACGAGACCACCCACGUGUUCGGCCGCGGCCUCCUCAAGUCCAUCUUCACCGUGACGCGGCGCCAGCUCCUGGAGAAGUUCCGCGUGGAGAAGGACAAGCUGGUGCCCGAGAAGAGGACGCUGAUCCUCACCCACUUCCCCAAGUUCCUGUCGAUGCUGGAGGAGGAGAUCUACGGCGAGAACUCACCCAUCUGGGCAGCUGGUUUUACCCUGCCCGCAGCGGAGGGGACUCAGCUUGGGCCCCAGCCAGCCGCCGUCAGCGCCACGGCCGUGCCCACCACCCCGCUCUUCAGCUCCAGCCUGGGAGGCGGCAACAGCAGUGGCGGCAGCGGCGGCAGCACCCUGAGUGCCCGGGACGCUGGUGCGGCCGAACCCCUGCCAGGCGAGAAGCGGAAACUGCAGGACAGCCUGACCCUGGAAGACGCCAAGCGGCUGCGGGUGACGGGCGACAUCCCCAUGGAGCUGGUCAACGAGGUCAUGCUGACUGUCACUGACCCGGCCGCCAUGCUGGGCCCCGAGACCAGCCUGUUGUCGGCCAACGCGGCGCGAGACGAGACGGCGCGGCUGGAGGAGCGGCGUGGCAUCAUCGAGUUCCACGUGAUCGGGAACUCGCUGGCCCCCAAGGCCAGUCGGCGACUGCUGCUCUGGCUGGUCGGCCUGCAGAACGUCUUCUCCCACCAGCUGCCCCGCAUGCCCAAGGAGUACAUCGCCCGCCUCGUCUUCGACCCGAAGCACAAGACGCUGGCUCUGAUCAAGGACGGCCGGGUCAUCGGGGGCAUCUGCUUCCGCAUGUUCCCCACCCAGGGCUUCACCGAGAUUGUCUUCUGUGCCGUCACCUCCAAUGAGCAAGUCAAGGGCUACGGGACGCACCUGAUGAACCACCUGAAGGAAUAUCACAUCAAACACGGGAUCCUGUUCUUCCUCACGUACGCCGAUGAGUACGCCAUUGGCUACUUCAAGAAGCAGGGCUUCUCGAAAGACAUCAAGGUGCCUAAGAGCCGCUACCUGGGCUAUAUCAAGGACUACGAGGGGGCCACGCUGAUGGAGUGCGAGCUGAACCCUCGUAUUCCCUACACCGAGCUGUCCCACAUCAUCAAGAAGCAGAAGGAGAUCAUCAAGAAGCUGAUCGAGAGAAAGCAGGCACAGAUCCGGCGUGUCUACCCUGGGCUCAGCUGCUUCAAGGAGGGCGUCCGGCAGAUCCCCGUCGAGAGCAUCCCUGGCUUGCGAGAGACAGGCUGGAAGUCCCUUGGGAAGGAGAAGGGGAAGGAACUGAAAGAUCCAGAUCAGCUGUAUACGACGCUCAAGAACCUGCUGGCCCAGAUUAAGACGCACCCCAGUGCCUGGCCCUUCAUGGAGCCCGUGAAGAAGGCCGAAGCGCCGGACUAUUACGAGGUUAUUCGCUUCCCCAUCGACCUGAAGACCAUGACGGAGAGGCUCCGAGCCCGCUACUACGUGACCAAGAAGCUGUUCGUGGCAGACCUGCAGCGGGUCAUCGCCAACUGCCGAGAAUACAACCCGCCCGACAGUGCCUACUGCCGCUGUGCCAACACGCUGGAGAAGUUCUUUUACUUCAAGCUCAAGGAGGGAGGACUCAUCGACAAGUGACGGUCCUCCCCGGGAGUGGUCCCACGCUCGAAACUUGAGGGGGAGGGAGGGCCAGUGGUCUGCCCUGGAGGCCCCGUGUCUCGUGGGCUGGUAGGGGUUGAGGGGGGAGGCCGUCAGGGGAGGGGAGGGAGCCAAGAGCCAGGUUUCUCUUCCUUCUCCCUGGGCGUUAAUGAAAUAAAGUCCUGCCUUGUUUUUCA
This is a messenger RNA of Tachyglossus aculeatus (Australian echidna), 3512 nucleotides long. It is a transcript of the gene KAT2A, whose product is annotated as lysine acetyltransferase 2A. Gene Ontology annotation, cellular component: nucleus; histone acetyltransferase complex. The record is from RefSeq and is a predicted model, not a curated record. Gene Ontology annotation, biological process: chromatin remodeling; positive regulation of transcription by RNA polymerase II. Gene Ontology annotation, molecular function: protein binding; histone H3 acetyltransferase activity. Lineage: Eukaryota; Metazoa; Chordata; Mammalia; Monotremata; Tachyglossidae.